Molecule: messenger RNA, 879 nt
Organism: Fusarium tjaetaba
Lineage: Eukaryota; Fungi; Ascomycota; Sordariomycetes; Hypocreales; Nectriaceae
Product: trans-aconitate 2-methyltransferase
Exons: 1
Coding region: 1-879 (292 amino acids)
Molecular function (GO): trans-aconitate 2-methyltransferase activity
Source: RefSeq, a predicted model, not a curated record
AUGUCACGCGUCGCUUCACUAUCACGACGUCAUCUUCUCACCUCCCUCACUCAACAACCUAGACGCUACUUCUCAGCUACCAUGGCUUCAUCCAAGGAUAAAUGGUCCGCAGACCAAUACGUCAAAUUCCUCAAAGACCGCACCCGUCCUUCUACAGACCUUCUAGCCCACGUCCCCAACACGUCUCCCAAGCGCGUCGUGGACGUUGGCUGCGGGCCCGGCAACUCAACCGCCGUGUUAGCCGAGCGCUUUCCCAACGCUCACGUCUCAGGCUUUGAUUCCUCAGCUGACAUGAUCAAGAAGGCGAAACAGACUCUUCCUAAUGUUUCGUUCGAGGUCGCUGAUCUUUUGACCUACAAGCCUGAGGAACCUGUUGACGUUCUCUUCUCCAACGCUGUUUUUCAAUGGUUGCCUAAUGGACAACGUAUUGAGAUCGUGAAAAAGCUUCUUGAGCAUGUUGCACCUGGUGGAAGUCUUGCUUUUCAGGUCCCGUUCAAUCUUCAGGAGCCAAGUCACGUUUUCAUGAGAGAGACAGCGGAUACGCCUAACAUGCCUUGGACGGAGAAACUCAAAGCUGCUAAUUACUCCCGAGACCAGUUUCCUUCACCAACGGAGAUUUGGGAUGGAUUGAAGCACUUGUGCUCUGAUCUCGAUAUUUGGCAGACGACUUACAUGCAUGUUAUGGAGAAUCAUGAGGGUAUUGUUGAGUGGGUCAAGGGGACUGGUCUUCGGCCGUAUCUCGAUCCGCUGUCAGAGUCUGAGCAGGAGGCUUUUGUUGAGGCUUAUUUGAAUAAGCUGAAGAAGGGUUAUACUGCACAGAAGGAUGGAAAGGUUCUUUUACCAUUUCCUCGGUUGUUUGUUGUUGCGACAAAGGCAUAG